AUGGCGGAUCCGACGCAGCAGGAAGUCAUCUUACAGUUCAUGAGCCUAGCCUCCUGCGACGCGGACUUUGCGACCAGCUUCCUCGAGGCGAACGGCUGGAACCUGGAGCUCGCUGUUCAGAGCCUCUACGGCGACGCAGCGACACCCUCGUGGGCGUCGACCCAGCUGCGCGGCCGGCGCAUCGGCCGCGCAAAGAACCUGUCCGAGAUUUACCGGCCGCCGACGGAGAUCUGCUUCGUGGGCUCGUUCGAGGAGCUGCGGCUGACCGGGCGGCAGCAGUCGCGCUGGCUGCUCGUCAACAUCCAGUCGCCGACCGAGUUCGCCUCGCAGCAGCUCAACGCCGACACGUGGACCGACGAGGGCCUGCGUGCGGUCCUCGGCUCGUCCUUCCUCUUGUGGCAGCGCUACUUCGACUCGGAGGAGGGGGCGACGUACUGCCGGCACUACCUGCGGGAGGACGCGACCUUCCCCCACAUCGGCCUCCUCGACCCGGUCACCGGCCAGCUCGUCAAGUCGUGGCACGGCUUCACCGCAGCGGAGAGGCUCGCCGUCAACCUGUCCGAGGUCCCUGCGUGA
Emiliania huxleyi CCMP1516 is the source of this 576-nucleotide messenger RNA. RefSeq lists its product as hypothetical. Bases 1 to 576 code for a protein of 191 amino acids. Gene Ontology annotation, cellular component: nucleus. The record is from RefSeq and is a predicted model, not a curated record. The transcript has 4 exons. Gene Ontology annotation, molecular function: ubiquitin binding. Gene Ontology annotation, biological process: proteasome-mediated ubiquitin-dependent protein catabolic process. Lineage: Eukaryota; Haptophyta; Isochrysidales; Noelaerhabdaceae.